AUGGAUGAUGAUGACAAAGACGACCUCUGGGGCAGAACCCGCGAGGGAAUUGAUCUGGUGGGUCAAUUUUUAGGCUCGGACUUUUCAGACGGAGUGGACUCCGGACUCCGCAGGCGUCUUGAAGACGUGGUAGAUAAAUGCAAAGCUCUCCUCGGUCAAAUUGCAGAGGAAUCCGAUGCAGACUGGGCUGCGAGAGUUCAGGACAGGGAAAGCCUUCUUGACUUUGCAGGAAACGACGUUACCUCGGCAAUGCAGAAGUUCGCCGAAGAGCCUCCUCAUGAUGCAGAUAGUCCUUCUGUUGGCGCUCUCAAAAGAGGGCGCGACGCAGCUGAGGCAGCAAAAGAAGAGAGGCUCGAUUUUGGCAAGCUGACCGCUCCGUGGCUGGAAACGCCUGAACUAGAUGGGGCGCUGGGACGCCUCUCAGAUAAAAUUAGAAGAUUGGAGCAACGUUUGUCAGAUGCAGCGGGCACAUGCGGCUAUUCGUGGGGCACCUAUCUGGAUGGUUUGAAACAAAGCGCAUUGGGAGGAGGGGAAGAUGCAGAAGACGCCAAGCGGCGAAUCCCAGAUAGCGUGGAAAGGGGAAAGAAAGUUAGAGAUAUUCUCGAUUAUGUUACAG
Messenger RNA from Eimeria tenella, 616 nucleotides. RefSeq lists its product as uncharacterized. NCBI's taxonomy places the organism in Eukaryota, Apicomplexa, Conoidasida, Eucoccidiorida, Eimeriidae. The annotation marks the transcript as partial. The record is from RefSeq and is a predicted model, not a curated record. The transcript has a single exon.